Penicillium verrucosum is the source of this 247-nucleotide messenger RNA. RefSeq lists its product as uncharacterized. The transcript has 2 exons. The record is from RefSeq and is a predicted model, not a curated record. The coding region runs from base 27 to 209 and encodes 60 amino acids. Lineage: Eukaryota; Fungi; Ascomycota; Eurotiomycetes; Eurotiales; Aspergillaceae.
GGACUUUUAUACCCUUUACAUUCAUCAUGGACAAAAUCAAGACACCCAAGGAGGAACCCCAAGAGAAGACAGAGUCCCAACCUAUGACUGUUGAAGAUUAUCAAAAGAAAUGGGAUCAGAUGCUCCAAGACACAGCAAAGCAGAUCGACAAAAUUCGAGAAAAUGAGCUAGCAAGAAGGUCAAAUAAUAAUCAAACCGAGCAGCGUUGAUCUACGCCACAUUUUAUUGUUGAAAUCGUCUAUGCAAG